CCAAAAGACUUAUAUUACUCCCUCAAGGAUUUUCUCAAAUCAUUUCUCUCUUUCGCCCAUCCCACACGAAUGUCGACAGGGCCUAUUAUUUAGCACGACAAACGUGUUAAAUAGGUUCAACCAUCACUUUCCUUCUAUCCAGCCAUCGCCAAUGGCCUAUUAAACAACACAUAUCUUCUGCAGUUGUCAAAAAGAAAAGGCUCUGAUAGCUCAGAAGAAGGGAGACAAGGGCAUAGCUUGCUGGUUCGACGAGAGAUGGCAUCAGGAGCAGAUAGCAAAGAUAUUGUUUCACCAUUGUUAGAGUCUAGGAGACGUGAAGAAAAUGAUAGAGAGAACUGGUGCAAGAAAGUAUUGGAUGUGGAAGAGGCAAAGAAUCAGAUAUUGUUUGCUUUUCCAAUGAUCUUAACUAAUGCUUUCUAUUAUUUGAUAACCCUUAUCUCUGUUAUGUUUGCUGGUCACUUGGGGGAGCUUGAACUUGCUGGUUCUACCCUUGCCAAUUCAUGGUGUGCUGUAACCUGCAUAGCUUUCUUGGCAGGACUGAGUGGAGCACUUGAGACACUUUGUGGUCAAGGAUUUGGUGCAAAACUAUACAGGACGUUAGGAAUUUAUCUACAAGCAUCCUGUAUCAUAUCUGUUCUGUUCUCUAUUAUCAUAUCCGUCAUCUGGAUUUAUACAGAGCCUAUAUUCAUCUUCCUUCAACAAGAUCCUCAAAUUGCAAAACUUGCUGCUCUUUACUUGAAGUACCUUAUUCCCGGAAUAUUUGCAUAUGCCUUCCUGCAUAACAUCUUGAGAUUUCUUCAGACACAAUCUGUUGUUAUGCCCCUUAUCGCAUUGUCCGGAAUCCCAACUUGCUUACAUAUUGGUCUUACUUAUGCAUUGGUGAAUUGGACAGAUCUUGGUUACAAAGGAGCUGCAUUAUCUGCUUCUAUUUCGCUAUGGAUUUCGGCCAUUGUGUUGAUUGUAUAUGUGAUUUUUGAAAAGAAAUUUGAGCAUACGUGGGAGGGCUUUUCAUUUGAAUCAUUUCAAUACAUCCUGACAACCUUGAAGCUUGCCCUGCCCUCUGCGGCAAUGGUAUGUUUGGAGUACUGGGCUUUCGAGAUAUUGGUGUUAUUAGCAGGAAUGAUGCCCAAUGCCGAAGUAACUACGUCGUUGAUUGCUAUGUGUGUCAACACAGAAGCUGUUGCUUAUAUGUGUACCUACGGUCUUAGUGCUGUCGCCAGCACAAGGGUGUCCAAUGAAUUGGGAGCUGACAAUCCAGGCCGAGCAAAAAGUUCCAUGCUUGUUACUCUGAAGCUGUCUAUUUUUCUUGCUCUGGUGAUUGUUUUGGCUCUACUAUUUGGCCAUAACCUCUGGGCUGGCUUAUUCAGCAACAGCUCAUCAAUUAUAGAGGCUUUUGCCUCAGUGACUCCUCUGCUUGCAGUCUCGAUCACACUCGACGCUGUUCAAGGGAUUUUAUCAGGAGUGGCCAGAGGAUGUGGUUGGCAGCACUUGGCUGUGUAUGCUAACUUGGCAACAUUCUACUUUAUUGGGAUGCCAAUUGCAGCCCUCCUUGGGUUUAAGUUCAAGCUUUAUGCCAAGGGAUUAUGGAUAGGUCUUAUAUGUGGUCUCUUCUGCCAAGCCUUCACCCUCUUGUUGAUCUCCCUACGCAUCAAGUGGACUAAAAUAGCUCUAUCAGGAGCUAGAGAAAAAGAAAAUUCAAACUUCGCUUAGCUGAAUGUCUGACUGCUCAAAAAGAAGGGGCAGUAGGGAUGACUGUUUUAGGCCAUUGCACCCUUCUGCCAAUUUUGUGGUAUUGAGUCUACUUUCGGGUCAGAAAGAAAAUUACAUGAAUUUGUUUCUGUUCUUGUUGUUGCCGAAUGUUUUCUGUUUGCGUGAAGUGCUGAACUAAUAUGAUUAAAAUUAAAUGCUACUUACCACUUGUACUUGUGAGCAA
Ricinus communis (castor bean) is the source of this 1933-nucleotide messenger RNA. RefSeq names its product protein DETOXIFICATION 18. NCBI's taxonomy places the organism in Eukaryota, Viridiplantae, Streptophyta, Magnoliopsida, Malpighiales, Euphorbiaceae. The coding region runs from base 256 to 1710 and encodes 484 amino acids. The transcript is spliced from 7 exons. Gene Ontology annotation, molecular function: xenobiotic transmembrane transporter activity; antiporter activity. The record is from RefSeq and is a predicted model, not a curated record. Gene Ontology annotation, biological process: xenobiotic detoxification by transmembrane export across the plasma membrane. Gene Ontology annotation, cellular component: membrane.